CGUAAUUUCGCUUCUAAAUAUUUACUGUCGGUGGUGUCAAAACAACAGAAAAUAAAAAAAAAAACAUUGUAAAAAUCUAUAUUUUGCUCGUGCGCGCAGUAUAUUUCCAAAUCCAUCGAGAAUAUUCAUGUAAAGUUAUCGCGUUAGCUUUGCAGCUUCGUUUCGAGAAUUUUCUAGAUAGUUCGAGCUGUUUCGCUGUACUUUACAACUACAUCGCUAACUGCAAUAGCGUAAGGGCCACUCUCGUACCAGCAUGGCAUCUCAUUCGAGUUUCUACCAAGGAUCGAAGCGAAUCUCUCCAUUAAAGAUAAGAAAUCCAAGUAUCUUGCCAUCGCAAAUAAUGCCAUCUCCGACGGGAGCUCCAUUCAAUUUCGCUGAAAUGCCCUGGUCGUACGGAAUGAAACCGGGGCAAGUGAUGGAAUUCAAUGCUGUCAUACGGCCAAGCCCGAUUGCGAUUCCGCAUGGUCCACCAUCACCGAUACCUUCAACGAGCAGCCCGCCUAUGUUCGGGCUUUCGAUGCCACAGACUUUCCUGCCAGAAAUUAGAAAAAGAAAGCCAGAUCCCGAUGUCAUACCAGUGCCAUCCAAACAGUAUCUCACUGAAGAAGUAAUGUCGUCGCAUUUUAACAAUUUGCACCUGUCGUCCGAAUACACUGCUCACGAUGUACGAUCGAAAACAUCGGAAUCCGUUGUUCCUGCACAUUCUACGCCCGAGGAAGCAAUGUUGCUAGAGGACUUGAAUGACAUGAAUAACGCUACUGAAGCGUAUCGUGUAUGUAUGUCGCCACAGGAACUGGAGGAACGGUUGAAGAAGGCACAACGGAUUGCGAUCUGUGAGGAAGUCCGCAAACUUGACAGUCGUGCUGAAAUACUGCCCCAGGCGUUGCUCGAUCGCAUCGAAAAACCAUGCACCGCUUUGAUGAUCUGGCAACCUCCCCAAGAGCGGCUCCAGUCGUUUAUAUCAAAAGUGUCGGAAAACCUGGAGGAACACGAACGCACCGAAAGGAAAACUGCCAAGAAAAACAGUUCCAGUAAAAACAAUAACAAUGACGAGGACGUGGACACAAUGGCCAUUAGUGAUGAGCCGUUACCCGAUCUGCCGGAAUACGACGAGGAUUUGGACUUUGAGCCAGAAGGCAAUGGGAACAAUUGGCAGCAACGGCUGGCUCCCUUCCCGAUCACAAUGGAUGUUGAGAUGUAACUCUAGGGUAGCAGUUGGUGAGAGUAAACGGAAGUGGACUGUACAUUUUAUCUGUACUUAGAAGGUGCGUUUUUCCAUCAUCAUCUUCUAACGAGAACAAAAAAAAACAAAAAUAAAUGGUGUUUUUAUUUACGAUAAUGUACGAUGAAUCUGA
Molecule: messenger RNA, 1355 nt
Organism: Anopheles nili
Lineage: Eukaryota; Metazoa; Arthropoda; Insecta; Diptera; Culicidae
Exons: 3
Coding region: 254-1201 (315 amino acids)
Source: RefSeq, a predicted model, not a curated record